CAUGAUGCUUGUCGGAAUGCUUUAAAUUGGGAGAAGAUCCGGACUCCAACUUUCCAAUCCAACCCAACUGAAAAACCAUUUUGAUGAGGACUGCAUUCCUUUUCCUUAUUUGUGAGAGCUUAAUGCUAUUUAUAUAAUCCCAAGCUUAGGCCAUAGAGUGAUAGAACAACAAUAUCAACAUUGUCUGUGAGGUCAAAGUCCUAGACGACAUGGCGAAGCAUUUGGGUUUGGGGGGGAAUGAGAGAAAGGUGAUGAUCGCCAUUGAUGAAAGCGAAUGCAGUCAUUACGCGCUCAAUUGGGUGCUCCACAAUCUUCAAGACUCCCUCUCCAACUCGUCUCUCCUCAUCUUCACAGUUCGGCCCUUAACCGGUUAUAGCUCCAUAAUUGCCGCAUCCUAUGGUUUUCCUCAUCCGGAGUUGAUUAGGUCCGUCGAAGAACGACGAGAGAGGAUUUCGUUGGCUCUGUUGGAAAAGGCUAAAGAUAUCUGUGCAAAUCAAGGGGUAAUUGCAAAGACAAUUUCAGAAUUUGGAGAUCCUCAAGAGACAAUUUGUGAAGCUGUUGAGAAGUUCAACAUCAAUCUACUCAUUCUAGGUAGCCAUGGUCGCGGACUUCUCCAAAGGUUGGUUUCUUUUGAAUUGCUUCUCUCUGUGCAACUAACAGAUUCAGGAUUUAAGGGUACUCUUUAUUCGGCCCAUCAUCCAUGAUCCACCCCAAUUUUGGCCCCAACUGAGACCUUCCCCCAUAUUAUAUAGGAUAUAGCUGCUCCAAUCUCCAGGCGGAAUAGGCCUACUUUAUUUAGCCUGGUCAAUUCCUAUUCUGGACCAGCCUGGAGUAAGACCAGUUAUUUACUGAUGUUAUGUAUCUAGCUGAAAGACAGUUUGGUCCCUCAAAUUCAGUAGGUGCCAGUAAUCUUUUUUUUUUUUUUUCGUUUUUGUUGCAUUAUUUUGUAUGUUAGGUAUAAAG
Molecule: messenger RNA, 963 nt
Organism: Nelumbo nucifera (sacred lotus)
Lineage: Eukaryota; Viridiplantae; Streptophyta; Magnoliopsida; Proteales; Nelumbonaceae
Product: universal stress protein A-like protein
Source: RefSeq, a predicted model, not a curated record